AGUUCCCAGGGUGCACCCUGCUCCGGCCGCCAUCAUGGUGCGGGGCAUGGUGCUGCUGUCCCUCGGGCCUGGGGAGCUCUGUCGCCUCAUCUACUCCCGCAGCUGGGCGGCCGAGCGGCAGCCGGGCCCGGCAGGUAGGGAGACCCCCGCCGAGGCCGAACUCCGCCAUCAGCAGCAGAGACUGCGGAGUAAGGAGCAGCUGGCAGCCGUGGCCAGGCAGGUGAAGUCGUCUUGUAUCCUGUCUCGCCAAGUUGCAGAGAAACCCCUUCCUGAUUUUGGGUCUGUGAUCACCGAGGAACUCGCUGGCUCUCAGGAUUUGGAUUUGGGCGUGUUCCGCCUCCCAGCUGGUGACAUUUAUGCGGAGGAGACCACCGUGGUGUGGGCGGCAGUCCUUUCCCUGGGCUUUGCCCUGAUCUGCGACCCCCAUGAGAACCUAAUGCUGGCAGAAAAUACCCUGAAAAUGAUAGUGAAGUACUUCAUGCAGCAUUUGAACCUGUUGGUUCAAGGCAAUGAUGUUGUCCUGAAGACCGACAGAAUCGAGGCAAUCCUGAACACGUUUUUGCCACACGGACAGCUGAUGUUUCUGAACUGUUGCUUCAUUCAGAGCCUAGAGAAGGAACUGAAUGCUUCAAUAUCCAAAUAAUGCCCCUUGCUUUUGUUUCUGCCAUCCCCUCACUCUCCUGCCAGCUCCUUUUCUCUCUCAGCUUUGCUCUCCCAGUUCGCUGAAGGUUCCGUGCUUUUGCCAGGUGGGCCUUUGCUCAGUUUGGAGUGAUGUGGGGGAAGAGCCUCUGUGUUUCUGUUCACACUUGUGUUCAGCAGCAGAUACUAACACACAUCAAAGCAAAAUACUAGAAAUUUGAAAAUAAUACAAAGUGCUAUAAAUAUUUGGCAAAUUAAAGCAGCAUCUGUGAAGGAAGAAUUAAAUGAACUUUACAACGUUGUAUACUGCAUGAUGUAAGACUUCAGGGUCAAGGUCAAGCUAGUUGGAUUUCCAGAUAUCAGAAGCAGAACAAGUUAAUAACCUGAACACGGACAGGCAUUAGGAAGGUUUGAGGAUUAUUGGGCAAAUUUCAGGAGUUUUCAAACUGGGUUGUUUUGGGCUUAAGAGUGAUAGUUACGGCUUUCCUGGCUUUAACAUUCUUCCUUUACCCGAUUGCUCACUUAGGUAGCUGUUCUGAUUGUUGUGCAGUAUGACCCUGGAUGUUUUGAGGAGUGCCUAUAAUAGAAGUAUUACGGUGACAUGUUAGGGCAUUGGAUAACAACGGUUCACUGUUUAUCGCGAGCUGCACAUUCCUGAUUUCAGGCUGGGGUGUGUUGAAGGGCCUGCUGCCUGUCCAGGAGGGCAAGAAAGGAAGGUGAUGCAGGAAGGAGAGUGUGGUCUCAUAUCCAUUUAAUGGUCAGUGCAAAGCAACCUGGGAGCUCUCGAAACGAAUUGGCCAGCAGGUGUGCUCUGUGCGGACAGUGUUAGAAAUAUCAGACUUCAACUAGGUAACACAGUGCUAAUCACUGUAACUAAAAACAUGGAAUUAUUUACUGGUCACAGUAUGGUGUUGUUUUUAUCCAAUAAAGAUUGCAAUUCAAAUGCUUGAAAAGUAAAAAUGACAACAAUUAAUAAUAGAGACUCAUUCCUGAAGAAGGGCUUUUGCUUGACGUUGAUUUUCCUGCUCCUCAUAUGCUGCCUGACCUGCUGUGCUUUUCCAGCACCAGUCUAAUCAUAUGCUGGUGUGCUACUCUCUGUACAAUCACAUCUUCAGUUCCAUACUAUCAAACAGCCUGCCAUUAUUGACUCGUCUACCCUCCAUCAUGAGAUAUUUUCUAAUCAAGCCAAUCACAGAUGCUCAGACACACCUCCAUAGCACUUGAACUUGGGCUUCCUGGCUCAGAGGUAGGGACACUGCCACUGUACCUCAAGAGAACCAGCCCCCACCCCUUUUAGAAGUCAGGAUCAACUUGUUUCCUUCCCAGAUGUUUUUUUAGUCAACCUUUUCAGCGAGAUUGUUACAUACUGGUGAAUGGAGCAGAUGGGAUUUGAACCCAGGUGUUCUAACUCUGGGGUGACCAUAGGAUAACCUUCAGUGAUAGUUUCAAUAAUAUACAACCGAGGUUCACAAUUCAGAAAUUUUUACAAUCCCAUCAGCUACUUAUUGGCAUUUGAACCCAUGUCCACAGAACGUUAACUUUGGUUCUCCUUUCUAUCGGAAAGAUGUUGUGAAACUUGAAAGGGUUCAGAAAAGAUUUCAAAGUUGUUGCCAGGGUUGGAGGAUUUGAGCUACAGCGAGAGGCUGAACAGGCUGGGGCUGUUUUCCCUGGAGCGUCGGAGGCUGAGGGGUGACCUUAUAGAGGUUUACAAAAUUAUGAGGAGCAUGGAUAGGAUAAAUAGGCAAAGUCUUUUCCCUGGGGUUGGGGAGUCCAGAACUAGAGGUUUAGGGUGAGAGGGGAUAGAUAUAAAAGAGACCUAAGGGGCAACUUUUUCACACACAGGUGGUACAUAUAUGGAAUGAGCUGCCAAAGGAAGUGGUGGAGGCUGGUACAAUUGCAACAUUUAAGAGGCAUUUGGAUGUGUAUAUGAAUAGGAAGGGUUUGGAGGGAAAUGGGCUGGGUGCUGGCAGGUGGGACUAGAUUGGGUUGGGAUAUCUGGUCGGCGUGGAUGGGUUGGGCCGAAGGGUCUGUUCCCAUGCUGUACAUCUCUAUGUCUCUAUGACUAUUGCCAGUACACCACUAUGUCUCUGAUCUGUCUUCAGCUACUAUUGUGCCUAUACUACUGCUUUUUCUGAAAUCUUUCUACCCAGCAGUGAAUUCACACACAACUGAGCAACCUUCCACCAAAAUCACUUGCCUUUUUUUUUAAAGCUACUCAACCACCUCCAGUGAAACACCCAUGUAACUAUUUGAAUAUUUACAAAUAAAACCCAUUAUGGGCAAUGCAAA
Molecule: messenger RNA, 2928 nt
Organism: Hemiscyllium ocellatum (epaulette shark)
Lineage: Eukaryota; Metazoa; Chordata; Chondrichthyes; Orectolobiformes; Hemiscylliidae
Gene: ap5s1
Product: adaptor related protein complex 5 subunit sigma 1
Exons: 2
Coding region: 35-643 (202 amino acids)
Biological process (GO): endosomal transport; double-strand break repair via homologous recombination
Cellular component (GO): lysosome; AP-type membrane coat adaptor complex; cytosol
Source: RefSeq, a predicted model, not a curated record